UUUCUCUUUCCCUUAUGACUAGGUCACUCGACAAAAGCAGUGGGGUUUUAUCUAAUAUUGAUCUAGAGAACCCAGUCACCUCUUUAGAUAUCAGUCGUAGAAGAUUAUUUGCCAUUAUUGCCUCAUUAUGCGUUGUCUCUUUUAUAGCCGCAUUUGAUAAUAUUAUUGUAGCCAGUAAUACACCCUUAAUUGCUACUGAAUUCAAUGGAUUUGGAUUAUACAACUGGGUCAACACGGCUUUUCUUUUGACUGCUUCUACGUCGCAACCCAUGUAUGGAAAAUGUGCAGACAUGUUUGGCAGAAGAAUAUGUUUCUUGUUUGCAACUGCAAGUUAUCUGUUUGGAUCUGUAUUGUGUAGUGCAGCUCAAUCCAUGGUUAUGUUGAUCGCUGCUCGCGCAUUAUGUGGUUUGGGCAUUGGCGCAUUUGAUACACUUAUGAAGAUUGUGGUUGCAGACUAUAUUCCGGUGCGUUAUAUUGGCAUGUAUCAAUCAUUUUUAGGCAUUUCCUGGGGAUUGGGUUAUGUCGUAGGAGCACUUGUUGGUGGUGUGGCAGCAACAAAUUCUGGUUGGAGAUCUGUAUUUUGGAUGGCACUUGGAUUUUGCGUAGUGGCACUUGUUUUGAUCUUUUUUGCUAUUGAAGGGCCUGGUGAUUAUGACAAGAAACCCACUCAAUUGGGUCAAAUUGAUCUUGUAGGCAUCCUAGCAUGGACUGUAGGUGUCGUCUGUCUUGUCCUUGGACUGAGUUGGGGUGGCACCACUUAUCCUUGGCAUUCUGCUACCAUUGUUGCUCUCUUGUGUGUUGCCGGUGUUUUGUUGGUCUUCUUUGGCUUUUAUGAGCACAGUAUGGCUCAAGAUCCAAUGAUUCCUCGAGGCAUCUUUACCAAUCGUAGUACUCUAUUAAUUCUGAUUGCAGCUUUUUGUUAUGGUGGAUGUUUCCAAUCACUCAUGACGUAUGUACCUCUCUAUUUAUCUGUGAUUCGGAAAGAAGACGCCAUGGCUAGCAAUUUGGAAUUGUUGUGCCUUGUGUUGUUUGCCUGUAUUUUCAAUGUAUUGACAGGCCUGGUGAUUGUCAAGAGUGGAAAAUACACAUGGGCUUCUCGUCUGUCUUUAUCUGUACUUGUGCUUGCUUGUGGUCUGCUGAACUUGUUAGAUGUACAAUCAAGCCGUGGUUUAAUUAUCGGAUUGAUGAUUGUGACUGGUAUUGGUAGUGGUGGCAUGAUCAAUAGUGAGAUCAUUACAGCACAAGCAUCGGUUGCUAUUGAACAUGUGCCUACCAUUGUUGCUUUUAUGACAUUUUGUGAUCAAGUAGGCGGUAUUACUGGCAUUACUUCGCAAGGCAGUAUUCUGUCAAACACAUUGAGCACCCGACUCUACGCUCUCAACUUACCUGAUGUCAACCCUGAACUGGUUCGACAGAGUUCUUCUUAUCUUUGGAGUUUACCAGAACCAACACAGACAAUUGUGACUCAAGUAUAUUUAGAGGCUGUCAAAAUGUCCUUUUGGGGAUCCUUUGGUUUUGCUGCAGUUGGAUUCGUGGCUUCUUUGGGUUUAAAGGCUUAUGUGCUCAGAAAAGACAUGAAUAAUAUAUAGAGACUCUUGUAGACUAAUACCCUUAUACCAACAUAUCAUGAUGCAUAAAUAUUUUAAUAAAAAAGCGUGAAUCUGACUGGAUCACAAUAGCCUUUUCUGAGUUUCAAGCAUUAAAAUCAGGAUCCCCCCUUAAUUCUGACCCUCUAUUAAUAGAAGGUACUUUGAUCACGUGAAUCGUAAUGACC
Gilbertella persicaria is the source of this 1774-nucleotide messenger RNA. RefSeq names its product major facilitator superfamily domain-containing protein. The coding region runs from base 15 to 1589 and encodes 524 amino acids. NCBI's taxonomy places the organism in Eukaryota, Fungi, Mucoromycota, Mucoromycetes, Mucorales, Choanephoraceae. Gene Ontology annotation, molecular function: transmembrane transporter activity. The record is from RefSeq and is a predicted model, not a curated record. Gene Ontology annotation, biological process: transmembrane transport. The transcript has 9 exons.